Drosophila navojoa is the source of this 2167-nucleotide messenger RNA. RefSeq names its product espin protein forked (gene f). The record is from RefSeq and is a predicted model, not a curated record. Gene Ontology annotation, molecular function: actin filament binding. Gene Ontology annotation, biological process: actin filament bundle assembly. Gene Ontology annotation, cellular component: cytoplasm. Lineage: Eukaryota; Metazoa; Arthropoda; Insecta; Diptera; Drosophilidae.
UCAAGCUCAGACGCCAUGAAUAUGGCGGGCUCGAUGAAAAUCCAUAAGAAUACGCGACGCAACUAUUUUACGCUGAGCUUUCAGCGCUUCGAUAUAUUUCGUUCGAACAAGAAAGCCAAGCUCCUCAAUGGCAACGGCAACGGCAACGGCAACAGCAACGGGACCAUUGGCGCCUCUGCUGGCGCAACAACAGCAGCAGCUGUUGCCGCCGCCGCCGCUGGCAAUGGUGAGCCGCACUACCAGCACGCCUCGAAUGGCAGCAUCUAUGGCUACGCGGAGGGACCCGGCGGCAAGCAGCGCAGCGGCGCCAGCAGCAGCAGCAGCUACCAGCCUUCCCACUACCACCAGCAGCAACAGCAGCAACAACAACAGCAGCAACAGCAGCAGCAGCAGCAGCAACAGCAGCAAUCCAUUUAUUCACCCAGCAUCUAUGGCGUGGGUUCAUCUGCGGAGGAUCACUACGAGCUGCAGCAGUCGCAGUAUGGCGGCAGCUACAAUGGCGAGGGCGCUGGCUUGCGUUCAGGUGGCCCCAAUUUGGUCAACAAGCAGCUGGUGCUGCCGUUUGUGCCGCCCAGUUUUCCCAACAAAUCACAAGACGGCGUCACGCAUCUCAUCAAGCCGUCCGAGUAUCUGAAGAGCAUCAGCGAUAAGCGUUCGUGUCCAUCCUCGGCCCGCUCCACGGAUACGGAGGACUACAUGCAAAUCCAGAUCGCCCAGCAGCAGCAGCAGCAUCAUCACCAUCACCAGCAUCCGCACCAGCACCAGCACCAGCAUCAGCAUCAUUCGCAUGCCCUGGGCGUUGGUGAGCAGCCGCCGUUGCCACCGCCGCCGCCACCACUGCCGCACAUGAUGCCGCCGCCCAUGCCGAUGCUGCUCUCGCCGCUGGCUGGCGAUGCCACCAGCAAGUCACAGAAGCCCAAGAAGCCGCACGGCUCGACGCCGCCCAGCAGCCAGGACACGGCCACGCGCAAGCAGCACCAGCCGCUGUCCGCCAUUUCCAUACAGGAUCUGAACAGCGUACAGCUGCGCCGCACGGAUACACAGAAGGUGCCGAAGCCCUAUCAGAUGCCCGCACGGAGUCUCAGUAUGCAGUGUCUGACUACCAGUACGGAUACAUACUUGAAGACCGAUCUGAUCGCUGAGCUGAAGAUCUCCAAGGACAUACCCGGCAUCAAGAAGAUGAAGGUGGAGCAGCAGAUGGCCAAUCGCAUCGACUCGGAGCAUUACAUGGAGAUAACCAAGCAGUUCACUGCCAACAACUAUGUGGAUCAGAUCUACUUGCAGAUUCCAGAAAAGGACCAGGCUGGCAACGUGAUACCCGACUGGAAGCGCCAGAUGAUGGCCAAGAAGGCGGCCGAGCGCGCCAAGAAGGACUUCGAGGACCGCAUGGCCCAGGAGGCCGAAUCGCGCCGCCUCUCACAGAUACCGCAAUGGAAACGCGAUCUGCUGGCGCGUCGUGAAGAAACUGAAAACAAAUUGAAAGCGGCCAUCUAUACGCCCAAGGUGGAGGAGAACAACCGUGUCGCGGACACCUGGCGCCUGAAGAACCGCGCCAUGUCCAUCGACAACAUCAAUCUGGCCAGCUGCAAUGUGGAGCACUACUACCAGCAGGUGCAGGUGAUGCCGAUGCCAGCCGGGGCCCAGUUCAACAAGGAGAAUCAAAGCGAUGGCAAAGCCAACGAUGUCGAGCAGCAACAGCAACAACAACAGCAACAGCAGCAACAGCAGCAACAGCAACAACAGCAACAGCAGAUGAAACAGGAUGCACUUGAUCAAAACGAGGACGAGCAGGACGACAGCGACAAUAUUAUUCCAUGGCGGGCACAGUUGCGCAAGACCAACAGUCGCCUGAGCUUGAUCUAAGCGGCAGCCGAAUACGCGUUUAAGUCUCUUGUAGUGCAUUUUUUUUUUUCAAAUCAUCCAAUAUUUUUUUUUUUUUUUUUUACUCCAACAUGAAAAUACUUAACUUAACGAACGUGCAAUCACACAUAAUAAGGGAUAUAUUCGUAUUUAAUGGAUAUACAUCAUAAUUAUAAGAAAUCUAUAUUUGUAAUCUGGUGAAGAGAUCGAUGGGCUCCAGAGGAGUGCCCUGCGAUACUUUAAACCUGCUCCAAAUCCAAGGCAAGCUUUAGAUCAAAACAAAAUUGAAAAACAUAAUUAAAAAAAA